AGUUAUUGACGAAAAAAAUUUUUAAAUGUGAUUACGUUGUAAGAAGAAUGGCUGGAGUAUUUGACAUAGAAUUACAUGACGGAGAUUCUAUAAAUCAAGACGAGUCGGAUGAUGAUAUCGUUGAAAAUAGAGAAGAAGAAUAUAAUCGUACUACAAAUAUAAAUACAAUAUUAGAAUCUGAUAAUUUAGAAAGAGUACAGUUAUCAGAACAAAAUGUCAAUGCAGGACAAGAGAAAACUGGUCCGCAAGAUUUUGAAUUAUGUAAAAUCCUUGGAGAAGGUGGAUAUGGAAAAGUUUUUCAAGUAAAAAAAGUAACUGGAAAAGAUAAAGGCAGUAUUUUUGCAAUGAAGGUAUUACGAAAAGCAUCCAUCAUAAGAAAUCAAAAGGACACAGCUCAUACAAAAGCAGAAAGGAAUAUUUUAGAAGCAGUAAAACAUCCAUUUAUUGUAAAUUUAAUGUAUGCAUUUCAAACUGGUGGUAAAUUAUAUUUAAUUUUGGAAUAUCUAUGUGGAGGAGAACUCUUCACAUAUUUAGAUAGAGAAGGCAUUUUCUUAGAAGAUACUGCUUGUUUUUAUUUAUCUGAGAUUAUACUUGCGUUGCAACAUCUUCAUAAUCAGGGUAUUAUAUACAGGGAUUUAAAGCCAGAAAAUAUUUUAUUAGAUGGCGAAGGUCAUGUUAAAUUAACAGAUUUUGGUCUUUGUAAAGAACAUAUAGAAGAAGGUACAGUAACACAUACAUUUUGUGGAACCAUAGAGUAUAUGGCACCGGAAAUUUUAACAAGAAGUGGACAUGGGAAAGCAGUUGAUUGGUGGAGUUUAGGUGCUUUAAUGUUUGAUAUGCUUACUGGAAUGCCACCAUUUACAGGAGAUGAUAGAAGAAAAACAAUCGAGAAGAUUUUACGCGGAAAGUUAAAUCUUCCAUUAUAUUUAACACCAGAUGCAAGAGAUUUAAUACGAAAAUUAUUAAAAAGACAAGUAUCACAAAGAUUGGGAUCUGGACCUGAAGAUGCUGAACAGAUUAUGAAUCAUAAUUUUUUUGAACAUAUUAAUUGGCAAGAUGUAAUAUCGCGAAAGUUAGAGCCUCCUUUUAAACCAUCAUUAAAAAGUGCUGAUGAUACAUCACAAUUCGAUGAACAAUUCACAGCAACUGUACCAGUUGAUUCACCAGUUGAAAGUACUUUAAGUGAAUCUGCUAAUAUGAUUUUUCAAGGUUUUACAUAUGUAGCACCUAGUGUUUUGGAGGAAAUGUGUGCGCAACCAAGGAUCGUAAAUGCUAGAAGCCCACGCAAAGGUUUCUUAAGUACAGGAAGUCUUCACAGUUUGUCAUCAAGAUCUCCUGAUGGCCACAUUCGUACAACAUCUCAUUUUCAUCAACAUAGGCAUCACGUUGUAGGUUCAAAUAAUAUAGAAGAUACCGAAAUGGCGGAUAUAGGUCCGCUUUUUAAUUUCUAAAUAUAGCAUAAUAAAUUUAAAUAAUCAAAUUAAUAAUAGAAUCAUUUAUAACGAAUAGAAGAAAAUGUUGGAUCUUCCAUUUUAGAUUCAGCAGAAAAUUUGUAAAAUUAUGUCCCAUAAUAUUUGUUCUUCGUUCCGACGAAAAUAGUUUAACUAUUUAAUUAUUGAAUUUAAUGCGAUUUGAAUUUAGACAUAAACAAUUCUAAACUUUAAAAGAAGUUACGCUUAUAGAGCAGCGGUGCUACUCUACAAAUCGUAUGUAGGCCUGUAAUUGCUCUAAUAUGACUGAUAAUUGUUUGCAAUGUAAAAAAGUAAUAUUAUAUGCGCUUUUGUUGUGUAAAUAUGUGCAGAUUUCAAUAAGUACAAUUUCUUUAAAAAAAAUUCUAUAUCAUUAAAAAUCUGAAAAGUAUUUUUGAUGACAUAUCUCAUCGACUAAUUUAUAUACAUAUAUAUAUAUAUAUAUAUAUGUAUGUGUAUAUACAGGAUGUUAAUUAUUGUAGAAUAUCUUUUGAGGAUCAAUUUUAACCAAAACAAAUACAAAAAUUGAUAUAAUAACAAAAUUUCAAUUAAAACUUAUUUAUCAUAAAAAAGUUGAAUAAUUAAUUAUUAUAAAUAAUUUAAAUUUAUAUUAAACAAAAAAAUAAUAGCGAAAUAAUAGCGAUAAUAGCGAAAUGUAGAGUAAAACAGUUGUAGAAAUAUUGUGCUCUUUUCCCAUCUCACUUCAUCUAAUGCAAACUUAAAUUAUAUAUAUAACUAUAAUUUAAUAAAUAAGCCAAUAUUUUUGUGUUUGUUUUUGUUUCUAAAAUUUAUUUUUCAAAGAUAUUCCACAAAUAUGUUAAUAUAACACCUUCUAUAUACAUAUACAAGUUUAUUGUUAGCAUAUAAGAUGAAAUUAAAAAAUUCAUUCAGCAUACAUAUAUUAAGAGGUUUAUUCUAAAAAAAAUAAAGAAAAAAAGAAUCUAUCGUUUCUUUGAAAUACAUUACUCGUAAAAAUAUGUAAAUCGUACAUCGUUCAAUAAAUUAAAUAAAUUCAAAAAAAAUUUGAAUAAAUAUACAUUCCAAACUAAUUCAAGUUUCUCAAAUGAUAAAUAUAUUUAAUUUAUAUAAAUUAUGCUGAUUAAAAUAGAACAUUGGAUAUAAUUAAAUUUGAAAUUUUGUUUUGCUAUUAAAAAAAUUUAUUUAAAUAAUAUUAUUAUUAAAAUAUGUUAUGAAAAGGAGGCUUAAAAAAAAAAGAAACAGCAGUAUAUAAAAUUGUAUUAAGCUUUGUCAUAUAAUAUUGGAGAAGAAUUAUAAAUAUAUUUAUGUAAAUAUGAUUCGGUGAAUCGCAAAUAAUGUUUUAAUAAGAAAAAAAUUAGAAUUCAUGCUAUAUAAUAUCUUGUUUUUAAGAUUAAAAUUUUAAAAAUGAAUUAAUUAAUUAAUAUUUAAAUUUUUUGAUUAAGAUUUAUAUGUUUCAUCUUAUAUGUUUCCUCAAAGUUAUAUUCGUUCGUUAAAAUAUGUAUAUGUUUUUAUGCAUGUUUUUACACAUGAAAAAAUUUAUGUCUUUCAUUGAUAUUUUAUUUAUGUCUUUCACUAUAUAUAAUAUAGUAAUAUGCUUAAAUUAUAUCUAUGAUAUUUUUAUAGAUAAUAAUAAGUCAUUGUUUUUUAUUUACUGUUAAUUCAAUUUUAUUUUUUACAUGUAAUCGUUGUGAAAAUGACAAUUAUACAACAAAAAUUUUAACUGCCCAAGUGUUCACAGCUAAUAGCUGGAUAGUAUUAAAUUUUCCAUAGAAGAACUUAUACAUGCUCACCUAUACACGUGUGUGUAGCAAUAUGUAUGUAAAAUUCUUGUUAAUAGUUAAUAUGUUAUAAAAGUAAAA
Messenger RNA from Apis cerana (Asiatic honeybee), 3307 nucleotides. Its product is annotated as ribosomal protein S6 kinase beta-1. Gene Ontology annotation, biological process: protein phosphorylation; signal transduction. The record is from RefSeq and is a predicted model, not a curated record. Gene Ontology annotation, molecular function: protein serine/threonine kinase activity; ATP binding. Lineage: Eukaryota; Metazoa; Arthropoda; Insecta; Hymenoptera; Apidae.